AUGUUAAAUGCAACGCCGUGCUUGCGUAGCUUUCUAUGGAUCAACAGUUUGAUCGUUAGUGCGCGUGUCCUAAUGAGUCACAAGUGUUUGGAGUGCGCAGUGUUGGCACAGGGAGCAGGGUUCAUGCCGCGAAGGUCCCAGGGUGAUGGUCACGGGAGAGCACCAGCUCGUGACAGGGGCCGUGGAACCGGGGCGGAUGGUGGGGCCUUGGUGCUUCAAGAUGGGGCGACUAUGGGUGAGUUUCACUUUAGAUUUAGUGCGGGGUCGGAGUUUGAUUACCUGGUCUUUGAGGUGCUGGGUGAACGCUUUGAGAAGCUGGGCCUUGCAGUUGGUGAAGUGAAGGAAAAGUAUGAAGUGAACAGUGCUGGCAUGUUCGUUGAUUUAGUUUGUUUGGGUAUCGAUAACCGCUACGCUUUGGGUGGUGCAUCGAAAAUGAAGGCCAAGCUGGCGGGUUGCCAGUUUCUCCCUAUCAUAUUCUUGGCUUCCAGGUGUAGCAAGAACUUUGGCAUGCAGGAUGUGAUUCGCGCGCAGAAAUGGGCCCAGACUUCAGGGUCCGCGGUCGUCGCAGCGAAUUGCCGCUCCUAA
Symbiodinium sp. CCMP2456 is the source of this 585-nucleotide messenger RNA. The record is from the annotation of a GenBank genome assembly. NCBI's taxonomy places the organism in Eukaryota, Dinophyceae, Suessiales, Symbiodiniaceae.